Messenger RNA from Orbilia oligospora ATCC 24927, 1473 nucleotides. RefSeq lists its product as uncharacterized. The coding region runs from base 1 to 1473 and encodes 490 amino acids. Lineage: Eukaryota; Fungi; Ascomycota; Orbiliomycetes; Orbiliales; Orbiliaceae. The transcript has 2 exons. The record is from RefSeq and is a predicted model, not a curated record.
AUGAAAAUUGCCUGGAUAUUAGUGUCGUCUUUGGCGCUGGUCUCCGGGCUUCCUAUCCCAAGCCCUGCGUGGGCUCCACCACCACCAUCACCAUCAUCACCAACUCUCUUCAAGGAACUCAUUCUCCCACCUCUACCCCCACCAUGUUUCCCUUCUCCUCUGCAACCAACAAGUACAAAGAUGAGGAAUCUAAAACCUCGCUCCCCUUUCUUUGGUUAUCAUUUCCGUUACUAUACACCAGGUGCCGUCCGCACACCUGUUCUUCGAUACUCUCCAUACCGCGGAUUCUACAAGAGAAAAAGAAGAAGCGAGGGUAGUAAAUUCAUUAACCACGAUUCAAUGGACCUUAAAGAAGGGGUUAAGGUUCUUGGAGAUUCAACGGACCUGGGAGGUACAGCUUUAUUGUCUCCCUCCUCUUUCUCUUCCUCUUCCUCUUCCUCUUCCUCUUCCUCUUCUUCUUAUAUAACACCAACUAGUACGAAUCCCGAAUUCGAAAAGACUACUCAAACGGAGAUGACAUCCACCACUACACCAAUCCAUACUCUUAAGAAAAGGAAGGUAGUAACAAUAACGGAAUAUCCUAUUAAAACGGAGGUAAAGACUAUCAAGAUACCAAAGUCUAUGAGGUCUACUGUUACAAAAACGGAGACAGUAGUUGUUACCACCACCGCUACUGUCACAUUCUCUCCUUCCUCCUCUCCACAUCAUCAUCCUCCCCCACCUCCCGCCAGCCCUCCCGCUCCUGUCUCAAAAUCACCCGAAGAAACCGAAGGAAACUCCACUAAACCGGCUCAAAGUAGCGACGUAGAGGAGGUUGUCAGUACCACUAUUAUCGCUACAACUAUAACCACCACCAUCAGUAUACCACCUUCAAGCACCAAAGACAAGAAUACAACUAGUGGUUCUAUACACACUUCUCCAAAACCUACUUCUCCACCGCCACCAUCUUCAUUACCGAGUUCACUAGAAUUCCUGAGACCGCCGACGAUAUACUUCGAACCACCGGGGAUAACGCCAUGCCCUUGUCCCUCAAUGGUUUCUCAAAUACGAUUGACGAAUAAACCGUAUCCAGUACCGGAACUACCGCCGCCACCAAAAAAAGAGCCAAAGAAGAAUUUAAAGAAACGGGAAGGACUUUCGUCCCUUUUUAAUAAACUACUAUCAUUCAUCAACCCGCACCAUUCACCAUACCUACAACCACCACCACCAUCUAGCAACCCCACAUAUAAAGUACCAAAAAGAGAUGAAAGGGGGAAUGAAGACCCAGGCAGGAAAAUAGAAUUAGAGAAGAAACCGACAUGUCCUUGUUUAAACCCCAGCAACGAAAUUCCCGACCCUAGGGACGAUAAGAGAAAACGGCUCCCUUUCUAUAGGAAGAAAAGGGCGGUUAAGAGGGAGGUGGAUGAGGAUUUCGAACCGGAGAGGGGAAAGAUGGUUAAGCGGUGGAAGGGUGAUUUACCUUUUCCUUUAUGA